AUGGAUUUGAACUACAGAGUUUUUACUAGCAUUUCACAAACCUGGUGGAUCGCCGGUCUUGUCCCUACAACAUUCGGAUGGAUAACUGCUGGUCUUAAUAAAAACAAAAUGGACAGAUAUAAGACACGCAAGCAGCCAAAAUUUCAAGCACCUGAUUACGUCUUUGGGCCCGCUUGGACGAUUUUGUACUUUGCCAUGGGUUAUGCUUCGCAUUUGGCUUACCAAGCAGAUCCCCUGUUGAUUACCAAUGCUGGUCGCAAAGGUGCGGCUUUGUAUCUAACUCAAUUGGCCCUAAACUAUUCUUGGAUGCCACUUUUCUGUUGUCAAAAGCCAAAACUUGCCCUCCUCAAUAUUGGUGCUUUGACAGGUGUCGUAGGUUGGUUGGCCAAGACAUGGUGGCCGAUCGCUCCUACGGCCUCAAAGAUACUUGUUCCAUAUCUAGCCUGGCUGGCAUAUGCUGGUUAUUUGGUAAGUGCUUAA
Schizosaccharomyces cryophilus OY26 is the source of this 480-nucleotide messenger RNA. RefSeq names its product tspO/peripheral benzodiazepine receptor. The record is from RefSeq and is a predicted model, not a curated record. Gene Ontology annotation, cellular component: mitochondrial outer membrane. Lineage: Eukaryota; Fungi; Ascomycota; Schizosaccharomycetes; Schizosaccharomycetales; Schizosaccharomycetaceae. Bases 1 to 480 code for a protein of 159 amino acids. The transcript has a single exon.